Ruditapes philippinarum (Manila clam) is the source of this 1599-nucleotide messenger RNA. Its product is annotated as scavenger receptor cysteine-rich domain superfamily protein-like. Gene Ontology annotation, cellular component: membrane. The coding region runs from base 97 to 1485 and encodes 462 amino acids. The record is from RefSeq and is a predicted model, not a curated record. The transcript is spliced from 11 exons. NCBI's taxonomy places the organism in Eukaryota, Metazoa, Mollusca, Bivalvia, Venerida, Veneridae.
UCUGAAAUUUGUAUUAUACUCGUAUAAUAUAUAUACAUAUAAUCUUCAUUUAAUUUGAGUUACAGUUAGUAUACACUUAACACUUUACUUGUUAAGAUGAGACUGUAUUUCAUUCUAGGUAUAAGUUUGAUUAACUUCGGCUACUUAUCAGGCAUUGAAAUACGGUUAUGGCCAGUAAAUGCACGAGGAAAUGAAGGUUUUGUCGAAGUAUAUCACGAUAACACGUGGGGACUUAUUGGCAGCCCUUCUUACAGAUUUACAGACGUCACGUCUGCGUUACUUUGCAAGACUUUGGGGUUAAGCGACUUUGGAUAUAGCUCCGGAUGGACUCCCAUAGACAACUAUGAUGGGGUUGUAUGGACAAACAAUCUAGUGUGUGAUGGUCACGAGUCUGUGAUAGAUCAAUGCCAUUUUCCUUACAAAUGGAAACAAGACUACUACACUAACAAAACUGACUGGGCCUAUAGACACGGUACAAGGUUGUUUUGCGUAGAUGCCCAGAUAACUGGUGGUCCAACACAAAACAGUGGGCUUAUAGAAGCAUCGUUAGAUGGUAACACGUACUCCCUGUGUUAUGACAGCUUAGACAUGAAUGCUGCAAAUGUUGUGUGUAACCACUUAGGAUACGAUGGUGCAAUAAGUAUAGACAAAAGUGAGGCAGGUGUUAAUCCUAUAUACAGUAAACAAUUGUCGUGUACUGGCUGUGAAUAUUCGUUGUCCGAGUGUGACCGGUCUCAAAAUUUGACCUCUAAGUGUCUGUUUGCAGCUUCUGUCACUUGCAAAGCUAUUCGAAUGGCAAAAAUGAAUCGGUAUAAAGACGAAGGCCCCGUCGAAGUAUUUCACGACGGAUCUUGGGGAAUGGUUGGAGAUCCAGGAUUCACUUUUGACGACAAAACAUCCUCCUUUCUAUGUGACAGAUUUAAUCUCGGCAAAGCUGGAUUCAGUACUACGGGGAACUCGUUGCAAACGUAUGCGAGGAAGGCGUGGCUAGGUCUCAUUUCUUGUGAAGGUGACGAGAAAGACGUAAUGCAAUGUAAGCAUUCUAGUUUCUCAGCAGUGCCACCGUUACUACAUACAUACAGGCGAGGAACGUGGUUGUACUGCUUUGGAUUCAAUGUGACUCAGAUGCGGCUGACUGGGGGUAUAGACCAACAUGAAGGGGGUGUCGAGCUCCUUAUCAACGGCAGAUGGGGUUACAUAGCAACGCAAGGGAUGACCCAUAAUGAUACAGAUAAUGCUGCUAAGGUUAUCUGUAAAGAGAUGGGAUUCAGUGGCCAUGGUGCAGUGCUUUCCGGUGGUAACUAUGGGCGACAUCAUGAUCUGUUUUGGAUGUCUUUAUUAAAAUGCACAGGCAAUGAAAGCAGUAUACUGCAGUGCCACUAUAACAAAGGGGCGACAUAUGCUGUGUAUGAUGUCCCCUUCUAUCUUAGAGUGCGAUGCAGUGGUGGAAGUGGAAGCGGACUGGGUUCCCCGAUUAUAGGUUGAUGUAUAGCUGGCAUAGCAAAGAGUGCUAAACAAAAGAGACACUUUACGCUUUUAAAAGAAUUUUAAUCGUUGUAGUUAAUUUUUAACGUUAAAAAUAAACCUGAUAUAAUAAAA